UGGGCCUGAGGCCUUGCCUCGGGCCUCGUCGUCAGUUGUGAGGCGCGGCCCGAAGAUGAACGCUCCUCCCGCCUUCGAGUCCUUCCUGCUCUUCGAGGGAGAGAAAAAGAUCACCAUCAACAAAGACACGAAGGUGCCGAACGCCUGCCUCUUCACCAUCAACAAGGAAGACCACACCCUGGGGAACAUCAUCAAAUCGCAGCUGCUCAAAGACCCGCAGGUGCUUUUCGCCGGCUACAAGGUUCCCCACCCGCUGGAGCACAAGAUCAUCAUCCGGGUCCAGACCACCCCCGACUACAGCCCCCAGGAGGCCUUCACCAACGCCAUCACGGACCUCAUCAGCGAGCUGUCCCUGCUGGAGGAGCGCUUUCGGGUCGCCAUCAAAGACAAGCAGGAAGGCAUUGAAUGAGGGCCCCACCUCCCCUCGGUGUACACAGCGCGCCCUCAUCCAUGAGGGCGCGGGCUCUUCAAUAAACGGACUUUAAUAAAAGCGAAA
Tachyglossus aculeatus (Australian echidna) is the source of this 496-nucleotide messenger RNA. RefSeq names its product RNA polymerase II subunit J (gene POLR2J). The transcript has 4 exons. The coding region runs from base 56 to 409 and encodes 117 amino acids. Gene Ontology annotation, molecular function: DNA binding; protein dimerization activity. Gene Ontology annotation, biological process: transcription by RNA polymerase II. The record is from RefSeq and is a predicted model, not a curated record. NCBI's taxonomy places the organism in Eukaryota, Metazoa, Chordata, Mammalia, Monotremata, Tachyglossidae. Gene Ontology annotation, cellular component: RNA polymerase II, core complex.